AUGAGUUUAUUCCCAAAUCUGGCACCUUCCAGAAGAAUUUGGACCUUACGUCUUGCCUAUGAGUGGUGCAAUUCACCACAGACAUCUUUGGUGCUACAAUAUCCUGUAGCAGUGACUGUCGGAGAUUGUUUAUGGUCUGGUAGAUUUUGUAUACCAAGUGGAUCUAAUCUAUACGGAAAUUAUCCUCCUGCUCUGUCUUCGUCAUCGGUGUCUCGCCCAAUAAUGUACUAA
Talaromyces atroroseus is the source of this 231-nucleotide messenger RNA. RefSeq lists its product as hypothetical. NCBI's taxonomy places the organism in Eukaryota, Fungi, Ascomycota, Eurotiomycetes, Eurotiales, Trichocomaceae. The transcript has 4 exons. Bases 1 to 231 code for a protein of 76 amino acids. The record is from RefSeq and is a predicted model, not a curated record.